Messenger RNA from Oryza sativa Japonica Group (Japanese rice), 982 nucleotides. NCBI's taxonomy places the organism in Eukaryota, Viridiplantae, Streptophyta, Magnoliopsida, Poales, Poaceae. The record is from RefSeq and is a predicted model, not a curated record.
AUCCUCCAUAGCCAAACCAUCACCCCAAGAGAAACACAAGCAAUAUUAGUUAGCUUCCCAUCAGAGAAAGAUAGCAGAAAUCCAAAGCCAAAUGGCUUCACCCUCUUCCCUCUGUCUCCUCACUGCUCUUCUUGCGUUGGUCUCAUGGCAGACCAUUGCAUCUGACCCUAGCCCUCUGCAGGACUUCUGUGUUGCUGAUGAACACUCGCCUGUGCUUGUCAAUGGAUUUGCUUGCCUGGACCCAAAGCACGUGAACGCGGACCACUUCUUUAAAGCAGCCAUGCUUGACACUCCUAGGAAAACAAACAAGGUUGGAUCUAACGUCACACUGAUCAAUGUCAUGCAGAUCCCUGGCCUCAACACGCUCGGCAUCUCAAUUGCACGCAUUGAUUAUGCGCCUUUGGGACAAAACCCACCGCAUACUCACCCCCGUGCUACCGAGAUCCUCACGGUGCUUGAGGGAACACUCUACGUUGGCUUCGUCACAUCCAACCCAAAUAACACGCUAUUCUCAAAGGUCCUUAAGAAAGGUGAUGUCUUUGUAUUCCCCGUGGGGCUCAUCCACUUCCAAUUUAACCCUAACCCCCACCAGCCCGCGGUUGCAAUUGCUGCUCUUAGCAGCCAAAACCCUGGUGCCAUCACCAUUGCAAAUGCGGUUUUCGGGUCAAAGCCACCAAUCUCAGAUGAAGUUUUGGCAAAGGCAUUUCAGGUUGAGAAGGGCACCAUAGACUGGCUCCAGGCUCAGUUCUGGGAGAACAAUCACUACUAAAUAUAAACUGAGUAUGUUUGUUGGCAUACCGUGAAUCAGUUAUGUGCUAUAACAUAUAAAAUAAAUUUGUAUUUCUAGACAACUUAAUUAUGUGUGCUUGCAAACAACCCAACAACACAGUUUUUUGUUGGGAAAUGGCUAUGUAUGUUCUUCUCAUGUGAUAUUCCCUCUAAUAAAGUAAAGCAUUGGUAUUAUUUUGCCUUUGUUUUGAUG